This is a messenger RNA of Closterium sp. NIES-65, 1668 nucleotides long. Lineage: Eukaryota; Viridiplantae; Streptophyta; Zygnematophyceae; Desmidiales; Closteriaceae. The record is from the annotation of a GenBank genome assembly.
AUGGCGUCGCUCGUCAGGUCGCCGUCCCUUCUCGCCGCGGCCCCCUCUACACACACUUCGCAACAACCAAUUACGCGUCCACGCCAACGACGCGCCGUCGUCUCCUUUCCGUCAUCCCGCAACCUCGCAUCCUCCUCCUCGCCGCACCGCAUGUCGAAUGCCCUUCCGCACUCUCUCCACUCUCGAACUGCUCGCCAAUCAGAUUCUCCAAAGUCCGCGCGGCUCGACGUGGUUGCGGCUGCCACAGUGACGCGUCCCGCGCAGAGCUCGUCGGACGACUCGGCGUGGAGCAACAGCAGCGGCCACGACGAGCAUCACCAUCAUCAGCACGAUCACGACGCGGCGGCGCUGGAAGCGCAUCACCAUUUGAGCGAGGAGGACUUCGCGCAGCGAUGGGUGCGGCAGAAGCGUCGCAUCGUGCUCUUCGUCGAGCCCUCGCCUUUCGCGUAUGUCUGCGGGUACAAGAACCGAUUUCAAAACUUCAUUCGCUACCUGCGCGAACACGGCGACGAGGUGCUAGUGGUGACGACGCACAAGGGCGUGCCGGACCACUUCCAUGGCGCCAAGGUCGUGCCCUCCCUCAGCUUCCCUCUGCCGUUCUACCCCAUCCUACCGCUCUCCCUGGCGCUCAGUCCGCGCAUCUACAAGGCCGUGCGGGACUUCCGCCCUGACGUCAUCCACGCCACGUCGCCUGGGGUCAUGUGCUUCGGCGCGCUGGUGAUCGCGAAGCUGUUGAGCCGGCCACUCGUGUUCUCCUACCACACACACGUGCCCGCCUACAUCCCCAAGUACACCUUCACCUUCCUCGUCGGCCCCAUGUGGGCUGUCAUCCGCUUCGUGCAUCUAGCGGCGGAGGUCACGCUCGUCACCUCGCACGUUCUCGGCCAAGAGCUGCUCGCCGCCGGCGCAUCUGCUGCGGGGCGGCUGUGUGUGUGGAGGAAGGGCGUGGACUGCGAGACCUUCCACCCCAGAUUCGCCUCGCACGACAUGCGCUACACGCUCACGGGUGGCGAGCCGGAGAAGCCGCUGUUGGUGCACGUGGGGCGACUGGGCGCGGAGAAGAACCUCGAGAUGCUCAAGCCCAUCUUGGACCGGCUGCCAGGCGUGCGGAUGGCGUUUGUGGGCGACGGGCCACACAGGGGCACUCUAGAGAGGCUGUUUGAGGGCACGCCCACGGUGUUCACGGGCAUGCUGUCAGGCGAGCCCCUCACCGCCGCCUACGCCUCUGCCGACGUCUUCCUCAUGCCCUCCGAGACCGAAACCCUCGGCUUUGUCGUCCUCGAGGCCAUGGCUGCUGGUGUGCCCGUCGUUGCUGCUCGCGCCGGGGGCAUCCCGGAUAUUAUACACCGCGACGGGGAGACGGGGUUUUUGUUUGCCCCUGGGGAUGUGGAGGAUGCUGUGGGGAAGGUGCGCAUGCUGUUGGACUCACGGGAGCUGAGGGAGCGAGUGAGGACGGCAGCGAGGGAGGAGGUGGAGGGGCUGGACUGGCGCGCAAGCACCAUGGGGGUGCGUGAUGUGCACUAUGCAGCCGCCGUGCACCAGUUUAUUAAGAAACGGGCGGCUAAGGAGUGGCUUCCGUGGUGGACCAAGGGUCGCGAGUGGGCAUGCUUGCUCAGGGGGGUGCUGGGAAGGCAACCAGGGCAGGACGAGCACAUGCAGAGUGCGUGA